Messenger RNA from Cucurbita pepo subsp. pepo (vegetable marrow), 1331 nucleotides. NCBI's taxonomy places the organism in Eukaryota, Viridiplantae, Streptophyta, Magnoliopsida, Cucurbitales, Cucurbitaceae. The record is from RefSeq and is a predicted model, not a curated record.
CCGGAUUCCGAACUCAAUCCUUUCUCAACGACGGACAGAAAUGAAGGCAAAGGAGAAGCCAUCGAGCUCGAAAUCCCCCGCCUCCGCUCGCCCUGCUUUUCUUUCACAGCCUUCUCAAUGUCGUCGUCUUCUUCCUUAGCGCAUCGGCAUAAUAUUCAGCCAAGCCAAAUUGCUGCGCAGUAGCGCCCUUCUCUUUCAGGCCAAGCUAUCUGCAACUCACAAUUUUCGAGUACCGCGCUUGUGGAAGAAGCACAACAAGGGGAUUGGUGUUGAUUUUGAGAGGAAAUUUGAAGAAUAUAAUGCGUUCGACACCCAAACAGCCUCUCUUUUGCUUCAAAUGGCCAUGGGACAUGAACCCUAAAAAUCCUUCUGACUGUUCAUUUGAGGGUCCUUGGCUGUUCAAAUCACUGCAAAAUGUGGGUGUCUUUGCUUCCAAUUUCUUAAACGAAGUUUCAAAGUCAUCACCUCCAUGGGUCAAUGCUUUUAAGCCAUUGUCGUUUGAUGGAAAUAAGAUGUCCAAGUCUAGAAAAAAGCUAAGUCCUGAAGAGCAAGGAGAGGCAGAAAACAGGGCAUUUGCAGCAGCGUUAGCCAGUGGGAAAGAAGCCACCGUCAUUGAGUUCUACUCGCCCAAAUGUCCGCUGUGCAGUUCCUUGCUUGGUUUUGUUACGCAGAUGGAGGCAAGGAAUGCACAAUGGCUUAACAUUGUGAUGGCUGAUGCAGAGAAUGAUAAAUGGCUGCCUGAGCUUCUUCAUUAUGAUAUUAGUUAUGUUCCUUGCUUCGUGAUUUUGGACAAACAAGGCAAGGCGCUAGCAAAGACGGGUAUUCCAAGCAGUCGGCUUCAUGUUAUUGCAGGACUUUCUCAUCUUCUCAAACUGAAGCGCCCGACAACACUCCCUGGAUCAGAUAAUAAGCAGCAGCCACCAUGUUGAAACACAGACAUUUGGAACAAACGGGAGAAUGUCGGAACUAUUAGGUGUCAAAUCUGAAUUUCAAAUCUUAAAUACGGGUCGUCACAAGUUGAUUCGAUCUAGCCAUGAAAAGGUGACUCAUUCUACCGACGAAGUCUCUAAUUGAAUGAUAGGGAAAUUGAAUGGCGAGAGAGAUGGCUGAAAGGAAGCAAAGGAAGAUGGUGAAUGUUUGAAUCUCCAGCAGCAUUAAUUCAUGUUGACUGAAUAACAGCUAACAGUUACUUGUGAUUAUCGCAUUCAAUGUGCUCGCUGCCAACAUUGCCUGUCCUCAUCUGCCCUCUAAAGGAAUGCUUCCAUUUUUAACUAAACUCUCAUUUAAACUUUUAAGUUAAUAAUAUAUGUAUUAUCUAGUUCAUUAGUGUA